AUGACCGAAUUUCGUAUCCCUCACCACGGCCCUCCGCCUCGGAAACCCCUACCGAAUCCCCAACAUGGCUACCAAUAUCAAGCCUACGACGACCCGAGAAACCUUGCGCCUUACUCGGUCAACCCUCAAACCACACACAGUCGAACACGCACCACUUCCUCUCAAGUCCUACCCUACGGAAGCUCCCAGUCUCAACAGCACCAAAACACCCCUCCGCCUCCGAGUGCCCACUCGUCGAUGGCGACCCCUCCAUCCUUCGCGCAGUCACGCCGCCUAUCUAGCACUACCACAUCCACCAACUCGACCGGCAACCCGAUGGCCCAGGGAGACGUGGAUAUUCGCCGGAGUGCGUCAAACCGAUCGGCCAAUUCUCAACUCGGAUAUGUAGCCCUCAUGCGACGACAGAAGGCGACCGUAUGGUGUGAUCGGGCGCAACCCGAAGAUGCUCGCAUGCGAGAGCAGGCUCGACGGGAUAAAAAGAGAGCCUACCUCGAGGUUCAUGGUGCAGGCCGUGCCGGCCACGCCGGCGGCAAGAUCAGACAUGGCGGCAAAGCCGGCCUGGACUUUUCGCCAUCUAACUUGGUGGGCGCAAGUGUGCCUCUCCGUCUAAGCGCCAAUGAGGUGGGAGAUGGCGAUGACGACUCCCACAGCGCCGAAGGUGUCAUGAUGCACCGCCGAACCGGUAGCGGCCGGAGCUCGAUUACAAGCAACCGGUACCCCAGUGGCUAUCACCGGCAACAGGGAACUAUGGGUAGCAACAGUACUCCUCCGAACGAGAAGAGUGAUCUCCCAGAAGUUUCUGAGAAUAGGCCUGCCGAAAUUCAUGAGGAGGAGAAGAGCAGAGUAUCUUCUUUGGUGAAGGAUGAUGCUGCUACAACACACACGGCGAACAGCAGCGAGCAAGAAGACAUUGUGGGCGAUAUGGAGGCCCCGAGUGCGGCUGUUCACGCCGCCCAGAAAGCCAAUAAAGCAGAUGAACUGCGGCGGCGAGGCAGUGUAGACGAACGGACCACCUCUAUGACCAACGUGCGGUUAUUUGUUGCUAAUCCCGACGACAGCGACUGA
This is a messenger RNA of Penicillium waksmanii, 1065 nucleotides long. RefSeq lists its product as uncharacterized. The record is from RefSeq and is a predicted model, not a curated record. NCBI's taxonomy places the organism in Eukaryota, Fungi, Ascomycota, Eurotiomycetes, Eurotiales, Aspergillaceae. Bases 1 to 1065 code for a protein of 354 amino acids. The transcript has a single exon.